ACUUAUAUAUAUUCGAAUAUGGCGACGUCCAUAGUGACGCAACGUUUAGCAACAUUGUAUUUGCACAAAUAUUUUCAAAUAAUUCUAAGAAACAAUCUAAAAUAAAUACUAUCAUAUUAUUUACCUAAUUCUUAAUAAUUAGAUUCUGCAAAUCUGGAUGAAACUAAGGAAAAGAUGAUUGCCGCCUCAGAACCGGUGGAAUAUAUUCCUGGUGGAAGACAAAUAAUUUUACGACAUCCUGAAUCAGUGACUAAUCAACAACUAUUAAACAAUCAAACAGUUGAAGGAGAAAGUAUUUUGCUACAAAAAUUUAGUGAAGUAAACAUUUCAGAUACAUUGCCAAAGGAAUUUUGGAUUGUGCGUGAAAAUGAUACAUGUGGUGAAGAAGAAUUAUAUUGUUCAGGCAAAAUUGCAAUUCAUUCAAAGGGAAAUCAAACUGCAAAGAUAUUAGAAACAACAUAUACUUGUGAAACAGAUAUUAAACAUGCACUAUGGUGCAAAUUUCAUACUAAUAUACCUGAUCAUUUAGCAAGAGGAAAAGAGACAGAUGAAGAAGAUAAUUCUGAUAAAACGAUAGAAUGUAUUUGUUUAAUUGAUUCAUAUACUCUCAAAGUAUUUACCAAUCUUGGAGAAGAUUAUGUAUCUAGUUUACAAUUUCAGGUAUCUGCCGUGUGGUCAACAAGGUAUGGAAUUUUGUUGGAAAAAACACAAGUUCCCAUAUCAGAAACAAGGUAUACAUCAUUGGAAAGAAAUAGAUUACAACUACAUAAUGACACAAAUUUGCCAGUGGUAUUUUCUCUUACACAUCCUUUAGAUGAGAUUUGUCCCGUACUUAUUAAGCAUGGAAACAUAUCAUACAUGUAUGAUUCAAAUCAACAAAUUGUAUUUACUAGUUCUGAACCAUCUUUGGCUGUGAUAUAUGAUACAAAGACUGGGUUACAUUCUGUAUAUAAAAUACGUAAAGCUUCAACAGAAGAGUGUCAAAUGGUUUGUGGAAAUAGUGAUACUACUCCUAGUAUGUUUAAUCAAUCUGCAAGUGCUUCACCUUUAAACAUUGGGAGUAAUCUUUCCUGUAAUAAAAGUACAAAUAAGGGACACUUAAGUAUAUUUGGGGUACCAAAUCCGCAAUUUAAUAUAGGAUUAGGAAUGUCAAAUAGUCCAUUUGGUUCUCGAACAUCUUAUACUACUACAUGCUCAGGAGGUCCAUCACCAUCUCAACAGCAACAGCAGCAUUCAAGAUCUCAGAGUCCAAUGGCAACUAUUUCACGUUGUCAAUCUCCUACCCAUUCUGCUUUCUCACCUUUACUCGGAGCACCUGCAAAUUCGAUCAUUCAUCAUACAAGGUUGCAUCAAACAGUAAUGGCUUCUGUAUUAAAUCAGACACAAAAUAGUCCUUUUGGUAGCUGUAGUAACAUACAAUUACAGGACAUUAUUUCACCAAGUAAACCUUUAUACCCAGAAAUAUGUCUUGAUCAUGUAUGGACUGAGAAUGUUGGAAUUCCAAAGGAUGUUAUGUCCAGUCGAACGUCAAAGGUUUUUUUGUCAUCAGAUUUCGUGGGGCAGAACUAUUUAUGUUACUUAGUUCCACAUAGAUCUCAACUUUCUUUAGUAAGGCUUGAGAAAACAAAUAAACAACAACAAAUUAUUUUCGGCAUGGUAACAAACAUUAUAGCUAAGGGUGCUGUUAAUAUACCAAGUUUACAUAUAAUAGCGAUAAUGGAUCUAUCAAAUGCAGUGGUAUUAUAUUCAGGAGUGACUUGUAUUGGAAAAUUACAUGUAACAGGAAUACUUCCAAAUUUAACUGGAUAUAACUAUUUUUUAUCUAAUAUCAAUCAUAAAUUAGGUUCUCCAUUUCCACGACGAAGUUCGUUGAUUUCACAAAACUGUGCUGCUUCUCACGAUAUUAAAUUUGAAGAAGGAUUACACUUGUUAAGUCCUGUAGGUGGUAACUGUGCAAGACCACCUAUUUUGUUAGAAAAUUCUUUGAUAGAGAAUAAUUUUCUUGUUUUAAAAGAAGCUGUCGGAAAUAAGAUUACUUUAGAAUACGGAAGUAAAAAUUAUUUUCGAAUAACGUUACCAACAUCUAGUACCUCUCCCUUGGUAACUAAAUGUUUACAAACGUUAAGAAGUGUUUUACAAAAAGAUUUAGCAAUGCAAUUAUUGGUAAAGUGGUAUGGGGCACGAAAUGCUCCUGGACCUCAAGAUUUUUCAUCAGAACAGGAAUGGUAUCUCUUUCUUGUAGUUUUAUUUACAUUAUUAGGAUAUGAAGUAGAAAAGUUACAAUUAAUUCAGAAGAAUGAAAAAGAUCAACUCAAUGAACGCAAUAGUCCUAUAGUAGUAUCAAAGAAACAAAAAACAAAUAAUUCUGGUUCAAAUGAUGAUUGGAAAUACAUGACGAAUUUUAUGAAAAAUGGAAGUUCUAAAAUUUUUAUUUCAAAUAUACUUGGCCUACAAAAAACGUCUAAUAUAUUUCAAACAUCAGUGUCACGCAUUAUAGAAUCAAACAAUACAGGAAAGAUAAAUACGCAGUCUAUUUUAUUUCCGUAUUUUCCGCUCGUCCUUCUUUCUUUACAUCUUUUGUAUGAAGAAUUGAAGCUGAAUUGUGUAAUGUCAGAAAGUUUACAUCUGCUUGCACAAUUAUUGUACCAAUUAAGCUUGGAUUUAAAAUUCGAUGUAUAUGCUCAUCAUUAUUUUCUUGAUUUUCAAUCUGUCUAUUACUUAAAAAAUGCAGUGUCUCAAAUGAAAGAAGCAGAUUUGCAGAAGAUUACUAUGCCGAAUUAUGUUCCAUUAAAACCACCAAACAUAUUUGAAACGUUAAAUAAUUUGUUAAAUGGAAUGGAAGUGACGCCAUUCCCUUAUUUAAGUCAAGUAAAUUUAAAGACGAAAAAUAUAAUUUAUUUAAUAGCACUCAUAGCAAAUGAAAAUAAACCUAUUGUGCUAGAAAUCGAUAGAUUUAUAAAGCAUAUAAUACCAGUUGGAAGUCGUAUAGAUUUUCAAGAAAGCGGAAAUAAAUUUGAAAAAGAAAUAUGUAAAAAUAUUGAAUGUUCUGCGAUAGAUAGAAUAGUAUUACUAUAUCAUGAAUUAGGCAUGAACAAAAAAGAUCUUGAAACAUUACCUCCUGGUGUAUCAUUGCUGUUAAAAGAUAUAAUGUAUAGGUGUAGAGAACGUCCUCCAUCAAAUUGGCCAAUGCAAGCGUACGAAUUAGUUGAUCGACAAGAUUUAUCUGCAUUGGGCGAACAUUUAAAAUCAUCUGUAUCAAAUCACUUAGAAAAUGAAGGAAAAAAUUAUUCGAUUAAAGAUCCUGAACAAGAUGAUGGGAUGGAAUUUGAUGAUGCUGUAUUAAAGUUGAGAUUUAACAAAGAUCAUAGAAUAGCAGAAGUUCGAAAACUUCUAAAUUCGUCAAAACCGGUAAGGAUAGCAAUAGUUCAGAGGCCAGAUGUAAGUGACCAUGAAUUUAUAGAAGAACAGGAGAAACAUUUACAUGCACUAUGCACAAGAACGAUGGCACUUCCAGUAGCUAGAGGCAUGUUUACACUCAGAACUUCAACUCCUAUUAUUACAGAGCAGUUACCAAUUCCUCGACUUUGCUUGACUGGAAAAGCACCUCCUCGUGGAACAACUGUAGAAUUAGCUCACAUAGAUGUCCCACCAAAUAUGAAUUUAUGGCCAUUAUUUCAUAAUGGCGUAGCUGCAGGUCUUCGUAUUCAUCCAGAUGCAUCUAAUAUCGAUUCUACAUGGAUAGUAUAUAAUAAGCAACAACAGGGCGAAUUUGGUAUUGAACAUUCGGGAUUCUUAAUGGCACUUGGUCUAAAUGGUCAUUUGAAGAAUUUAGCACCUUAUAGCAUGUAUGAGUACUUAGUUGAAUGUCAUGAGGCUACCAAUGUUGGACUUCUAUUAGGAUUGUCAGCAACUCAUCGUGGUACAAUGAAUGUUUCUAUGACUAAAUUAUUAUCUCUUCAUGUGGAAACUCUGUUACCUCCGACAAGUAUUGAAUUAAACGUUCCACAGAAUGUUCAGGUUGCUGCAUUGAUGGGAGUUGGUUUAGUGUACCAAGGAACUGCUCAUAGGCAUAUUUCACAUGCUUUAUUAUCAGAGAUUGGCAGACCUCCAGGACCUGAAAUGAAAAACUGUAUAGAUCGAGAAUCUUAUUCUUUAGCAGCAGGUCUUGCAUUAGGUUUGGUAGUGUUAGGAUGUGGAGGUGGGCCAGAUUUAGCUAAUAUACCAGACACUUUACAUUAUUACAUGGUUGGAGGACAUGUUAGACCUUUUACAGGAGCACAAAAAGACAAAUAUAAAUCACCUAGUUAUCAAAUACGAGAAGGUGAUUCCAUAAAUAUAGAUGUGACAAGUCCUGGAGCAACUAUAGCUCUAGGUCUUAUGUAUUUCGAUACAGGAAAUAAAGCAGUAGCAGAGUGGAUGCAAGCGCCUGAUACUCAAUAUUUAUUAGAUUUUGUACGACCUGAUUUCUUACUAUUAAGAAUAUUAGCAAAAUCACUUAUUCUUUGGAAUGAAAUUGAACCAACCAAAUCCUGGGUUUCUAGUCACGUUCCUAACAUUGUUUAUAAAUACAGAUUACAAAAACCAACUUCUGAAAUAGGGCAGAAUGUAGAUUUGGAAACCAUGAACCAAGCUUAUUGCAAUAUAAUUGCGGGUGCCUGUAUGGCUUUGGGUUUAAAAUUUGCGGGGACCGCCAAUAGAAAUGCUUUUAAAACUUUAUACAAUUAUGCCCAGAUGUUUACGGCAUUAUCACAUAAAACUAUUGCCGAACUAGCAGGAAAAUCAACCAUUGAAACUUGUUUAAAUGUUACCUUACUUUCUGCCGCUGUUGUAAUGGCGGGAACAGGGAAUUUAGAGAUUAUGAGAAUAUGUCGACACAUAAGAACUCGUGUGGGCCCUGCGAGUAACGUUGUUACAUAUGGAUCUCAUUUAGCGACACAUAUGGCUCUUGGUCUACUUUUUCUUGGAGGAGGGAAAUAUACUCUUUCUAAUAGUCCUAGUGCAGUAGCUGCUCUUAUAAUUUCCCUUUUUCCAAAAUUCCCAACACAUAGUAAUGAUAACAGGUAUCAUUUACAAGCUCUACGACAUUUAUAUGUAUUGGCUGCUGAACCACGUGUAAUUUUACCUAGAGAUAUUGAUAGUGGUCAGUACUGCUAUGCAACAGUGCAUUUAACAUUCGAAUCUGAAAAAGAUGGCGAUGGACAAGAUUUAAUACUUCAAGCACCAUGCUUACUGCCACAACUGUCUACUAUUAAAAAGAUUGAACUAAAAGAUGAUCGAUAUUGGGAAAUCAUUUUUGUAAAAGAUCAUAACUGGCAACAACUUGAGAAUAUGCUCAAAAAGUGUGAAACGUUAGAUGUUAAACAGAGAGCUGGUUGUUUACCAUAUAUAGAGGAUCCUCAUGGUUUUAGAAGUUUAAUUGCUCAAACUUUAACAACAGAAAAUGUUAUCGCGUGGGCUGCUCGUCCUGAAUGUGUAACUUCUUUUACAAAUGAUAAAACUAUUUUAAAUAUAGUAAAAUGUUUUUUGCAAUGGCCCAAACAAAAUAAAACUAAAACUGAGAUUAGCUUCAAGAUGCAAUCUUGUGGUAGUUUAGCUAAAAAUAGUUCUGGGUACCUAUCACAAAGCUUGAGCAACACAUCUGAAAGAAUAAGUGGUAAUUGGAAUGAGCAAUCAGAUUCUUCUAAUGAAAAAAUGGAAAUUGUAGAAACGUUAUCUUGUUCAAAAGAUGCAAGUUCUUUCUGUAAAUAUGACGGACAACAUUCCGAAAUGACAGAGUUCGAAAAACAGUUUCUACACACAUUUGCUAUAAUUGUGUAUGAAUGUGUAAUAAAAGAUAAAGUGAGUCUCCUUCCUUUAUGGGUGAAUUUAAUAAAAAGUAUGGAAAUUAUAGAAAAAGAACCAAACAGCUUCUCUAUAUGGCAAAUAAAACUCGUUUCAUCUCAAAUGUUAAAAAAGUCUUACAUAGAAAGCAAAAAUCCUGUGCUUGGUACAGAAAGUAUACUUGCAAUUAAACAAAACAUUUCAUAUAUUAUGGAUAGCUGGGAACGUGAAUUAACACCUCAUAUAAAGUCUUAUUUAACAAGUGGAAACAUUGAAGAAAAUAUACCAUUGUUGCAAAGAAUGUGCACAUAUUUCGUAUUUUAUGACAUUCCAUAUAAAAUGGAUUACCAGACAAUCUUGGCAUCAUUAUUAAACACAGAAGUAAAAUCUAAAAUACCUAAUGUAACAUUGUACAAAUUAUAUAAAAUAUUAAAAUCCAGCUAAUGUGUUACUGUGAAUAAUUGAUACAAGUUUUGUAUAAAAUAUUUGGAAAAAAAAUUGAUCAUCAAAUUAACUUAUGUUUAUAAUUCAUUAUAUAUAUAUUGAAAAAAUAUACGGAGAUUGUAGACUGAUAAUUUUUAUAACCUGUUAUACAUGAACUAAAUUUUGUUGCAUAUGUAAUUCUUUCUCAUGUAUCAUAAAAUGCAUAAAAAUAUACAAUCCAUAUUCGUAUAAACAAAGUGUUAUUAAGAUAACAAAUAUAAUUAACAGAAAAUUAAUUUAUUAUUCUAUUUAUUGUAAUAAAUAUUAUUUACAAUAUUAAACAAUUUAAAAUAUAGCUUGACAGUUUUUUAUAUGUAUAUAUGUAUAUAUGUAAUUUGUAAAUAAUUUUAAUAUUCUUUUAAUUAUGACCUGGAGAAACUAUUGAACAGACAUUACAUUAAAAAGAAGAGUUAUAUAUAUACUUAUAUAUAUUAAAGAAAAUAUUUUGUUUUAGCAUUCAUAAAUAUAUAUAUAUAUUCAACGAUUUGUGUAAGUUGGAAACAUGUGCUGUUUGAUA
This is a messenger RNA of Bombus pyrosoma, 6820 nucleotides long. RefSeq names its product anaphase-promoting complex subunit 1 (gene shtd). NCBI's taxonomy places the organism in Eukaryota, Metazoa, Arthropoda, Insecta, Hymenoptera, Apidae. Gene Ontology annotation, molecular function: molecular adaptor activity. The transcript is spliced from 21 exons. The coding region runs from base 175 to 6264 and encodes 2029 amino acids. Gene Ontology annotation, cellular component: anaphase-promoting complex. Gene Ontology annotation, biological process: metaphase/anaphase transition of mitotic cell cycle; anaphase-promoting complex-dependent catabolic process; protein K11-linked ubiquitination. The record is from RefSeq and is a predicted model, not a curated record.